Molecule: messenger RNA, 891 nt
Organism: Olea europaea var. sylvestris
Lineage: Eukaryota; Viridiplantae; Streptophyta; Magnoliopsida; Lamiales; Oleaceae
Exons: 2
Coding region: 1-891 (296 amino acids)
Source: RefSeq, a predicted model, not a curated record
AUGGCAGCAAAAAUUGUGGAGAGUGAGGAGAGUGAGGCAAUCACUAUACGUAAGAGGAUUAAACAUCCAGAAAUCACAGUCAAAAAAUGUGUGGCAAUAAAUGAAAAUGUACCUUCCAGAGAUGAGAAGCAAGUGGAUAAAUCUGAACAACCAGACGAAGUAAUUCCAUAUGAAGAGUCAAAAAAUCUACAGAUUAAGACAAACGCUUUUAUCAAACCUCAUAAGCUUCAUGUCAACAUUCCACUGAUUGAAGCUAUAUCUCAAAUACCGAACUAUGCAAAGUUUCUGAAGGAGAUCCUAUCCAAAAAGAGAAGGCUUAUAGAUUUUGAGACCAUCAAGUUAAAUGAGGAGUAUAGUGCUAUCUUACAGAACAAAUUACCUCUUGAGCUACAACAUCCAGGGAGUCUUAAAAUACCUUGCUCAGGGAAUGAUUUGACUUUUAAUUGUUUAUGUGACUCAGGAGCAAGUAUAAACCUAAUGUCUUUCUCUGUAUACAGGAUAUUAGGAUUGGAAAAGCUAAAGGAUAGAUCCAUCUCCCUUCAAUUGGUAGAUAGAUCAAUUAAAUACCCACGAAGAGUUGUUGAGAACGUGCUCAUUAAAGUUGGCAUAUUCAUAUUCCCCGUUGAUUUUGUUGUCCUAGAUAUAGAGGAGUCAUUGAAUGUAGUGUUAUUUAUCUUGGGCAGAUCAUUCCUAUCAACAAGCCGAGCUAUCAUGGACUUUGAAAGUGACGAACUGACAUUGAGAGUGGAAGAUAAGCAAGAGAAGUUCAAGAUCUACAACACUAUGAAAAAUCCAUUACAAGAAGAGAUCAGCAAAAAGGCUAAGGAGGAGUGCAAGUGUAUUGCUACAAAGGUGCAACAAGGCUCGAAGGAGACGGAGCCUAACAUUUAG